AUGGCUGGUUCGAGGCUGCAGAACAGGAGUUGGGAUCACUGGCCGUGCAAGUACCGAAGUACCAGCGCUGGAAUGGGACAACAACCAUCCGGGCUCGGAGGAGCUGGACAAGGCGACAAUAAGGACGAUAAAGAUAAGAAGAAGGAGAAGCCCAAGUACGAACCACCUCCACGGCCAACCACUCGAAUCGGCCGGAAGAAGCGCAAGGCUGCCGGCCCAAAUGCGGCAGCAAAGCUACCCACCGUCUAUCCAACCUCCCGCUGUAAGCUAAGGUACUUGCGAAUGCAACGAAUCCACGACCACCUCCUCCUUGAAGAAGAAUAUGUCGAGAACCAGGAACGUCUCCGAAAGGCAAAAACGGCAAAGGAAGGCGGUGCCCCAUCUACUGCGGGCGAUCCUGAUGCUCUUGACCGGAAUGCGGACGAGCGAGGGCGUGUGGAUGAUAUGCGUGGGAGCCCGAUGGGGGUCGGUACAUUGGAGGAAAUGAUUGAUGAUGACCAUGCCAUCGUUUCAAGCACCACUGGGCCUGAAUACUAUGUCUCCAUCAUGUCUUUCGUCGAUAAGGAUCUUCUAGAGCCCGGUGCAAGCGUCUUGCUACAUCAUAAAUCAGUCUCUAUUGUUGGUGUUCUCACUGAUGAUGCGGACCCCUUGGUCACUGUCAUGAAGCUAGACAAAGCCCCGACGGAGUCUUACGCAGACAUUGGAGGCUUGGAAAACCAGAUCCAGGAAGUUCGAGAGUCAGUGGAAUUACCGCUUCUUCACCCAGAGCUUUACGAGGAGAUGGGUAUCAAGCCACCAAAGGGUGUUAUCCUCUAUGGUGCACCCGGGACGGGGAAGACUCUGUUGGCAAAGGCCGUUGCCAACCAGACAAGCGCAACAUUUUUGCGAAUUGUCGGAAGUGAGCUAAUCCAAAAGUAUUUGGGUGACGGGCCGCGACUUGUUCGACAGCUUUUCCAGGUCGCUACUGAAAAUGCGCCCUCAAUCAUCUUCAUCGACGAAAUCGAUGCUAUCGGGACAAAGCGAUACGAAUCGACAUCUGGAGGGGAGAGAGAGAUCCAACGUACUAUGCUGGAGCUUCUAAACCAGCUUGACGGCUUCGACGACCGUGGAGAUGUUAAGGUCAUUAUGGCAACAAAUAAGAUCGAUACCCUUGAUCCUGCUUUGAUCCGUCCUGGACGUAUCGACCGAAAAAUCCUCUUCGAAAACCCCGAUCAAGUCACCAAACGCAAGAUCUUCACUCUUCAUACAUCGAAGAUGUCGCUGAAUGAGGACGUUGACCUGGAGGAAUUUAUCAACCAGAAGGAUGACCUGUCGGGGGCUGAUAUCAAGGCGAUUUGUUCCGAAGCUGGUUUAUUGGCCCUAAGAGAGCGGCGCAUGCGUGUGCAAAUGGCGGAUUUCCGAGCUGCCAGAGAGCGUGUCAUGAAGACGAAGACCGAAGGCGAGCCCGAGGGACUGUAUUUGUAG
Molecule: messenger RNA, 1464 nt
Organism: Venustampulla echinocandica
Lineage: Eukaryota; Fungi; Ascomycota; Leotiomycetes; Helotiales; Pleuroascaceae
Product: 26S protease regulatory subunit 6B
Exons: 4
Coding region: 1-1464 (487 amino acids)
Biological process (GO): proteasome-mediated ubiquitin-dependent protein catabolic process
Cellular component (GO): proteasome regulatory particle, base subcomplex
Molecular function (GO): proteasome-activating activity; ATP hydrolysis activity; ATP binding
Source: RefSeq, a predicted model, not a curated record